AUGGCUCGAGUUGCAGCUCUCACUGUCACCUUACUCUCGAUUGUCCUUUUUUCGUUGACUAUUUCUGCCCUUCCUGCCAGUAAUGGGCGUCCCACAGUUACAAUUGACUCUGGCGUCGUGGUAGGCAUCACUAAAACCGAGAACUCUACCGGACUGGACCUCAACGCCUUUCUGGGCGUUCCUUUUGCCGGACAGCCUGCGCGAUGGGGUCCUCCCAAGUCACCAGCGCCGUGGACGACACCAUUCGACGCAUCCAAGUAUGGCCCUGCGUGCGUUCAACAGUUCAACUAUCCUGAAGGUCGCCGGAAUCUGAUCCUGCAAUGGUUCAACACUCCUGCACCGCAGGAAAGUGAGGAUUGUUUGAACGCCUGCGUCUAUGUCCCCAUUGCUAAGGACAAUGCAAAACCAAAGGCCGUAAUGGUAUGGUUUUAUGGUGGCGGCUUGCUCUAUGGCUCCAACGCGCUUCCACACUACGACGGGUCUACGUUGGCUGCGCAUGAGGAUGUCAUUGUUGUGGUUGUGAACUACCGUACGAAUGUAUUUGGUUUCCCUGGUUCACCUCAAGUACCUCUUGCGCAGCGAAAUCCGGGAUGGUUGGACCAACGACUCGCACUCGAAUGGGUGCAGCGGAACAUUGCUGCCUUCGGAGGCGAUCCUGAUAAAGUCACCAUAUUUGGCGAGAGCGCCGGCGCCCAGAGCGUGGACGCCUUGAUCACCCAACCUCCCAACCCGCUGACCUUCCGGGCAGCGAUCAUGGAGUCCGGGACAGGCACAUACCGUAAUGCUCCGGCGAAUUACUCAGCCUCCUGGGUAACUCUCGUCGCCGCGAUGAACUGUUCAUCUGCGACCGACAUUCUGGCCUGCAUGCGUGCCGUGCCGGCGACCACCAUCAAAACGUACAACGAACUCAAUCGUAUAACGUGGCCACCAGUGUUCGACAACGUCACCAGCGCGUAUGCCGCCCGCUCGAACCGUCUGAGCUCCACCCCACAGAACCCCAAGAUCGCCCGCGUGCCCAUCCUAGGCGGCACCAACGCGGACGAAGGUCGGCUCUACUCCAUCAGUGCGAACGACUCCUCUUCAUUCAUUCGUGGUCUGUUCCCCACAGCCACGGACCAGCAGAUCUCGGACCUCCUCGCUGCAUACCCUCUCGACGGCCCGCCAGGGUCUGGAGUCUAUACCGGCACCUUCACCAGCCCACUUGAACAGCUCGGCGCGUUGUACGGGGACUUUAUCUUCCAGUGUCCUGCACGGCUUGUCCACUUGGAGACCUCCCAGGUUGGUAUCCCAAGUUGGAGGUACUACUACAACGCCAGUUUCCCCAACACGGACAUCUUCUCCGACGCAGGAGUCUACCACAGCAGCGAAAUCGGCAUCGUGCUCGGCACGUACCCUACCGCCAACGCCACGGUCUUCCAGGAAGCCCUGUCCCGGUACGUACAGCACAUUUGGGCGAACUUCGCAAAGGAUCCGUACAACUGGAAUGCGUGGCCCAAGGGACCGAAUGCGACGGGCGUGCUGGGCGGGGGUGUGAGGGCGGAGGAUGGACCCAAGGCGUCGGGCCCGUACCUGACGGUGCUGAAUCGGACGCAAACCGACUUGCUGGAUAGGCGGUGUGGGUUGUAUCAGGCUAUUUAUGAUGCUCUGGCGCAUUAG
Messenger RNA from Cladophialophora yegresii CBS 114405, 1656 nucleotides. RefSeq lists its product as uncharacterized. The transcript has 4 exons. The record is from RefSeq and is a predicted model, not a curated record. Bases 1 to 1656 code for a protein of 551 amino acids. Gene Ontology annotation, molecular function: cholinesterase activity. NCBI's taxonomy places the organism in Eukaryota, Fungi, Ascomycota, Eurotiomycetes, Chaetothyriales, Herpotrichiellaceae.